AUCUACGGUCCGUUUUUUAACACAGCAAUAAACAUCACAAUAAUAAAUAUCGUGUCGGAGACGUUUAUCUUGAUGAACUAAUUGAAAGCGAAAGUGUCUGCCUGGAGAUCUGUUUUGACAGACUUUUUGUAUGGUAUAUGUAUAUGUAUGCAGACGUCAUUUGCCAGUAUGGUUUCCUUGCCAUUGCUAGAAGGAGUCACAAUAUGGGUGUCUGUGAUCUUUGUAAUAGCCGGAUGUUUUGAGCACUCUCUUCUGUCAUCACAACAUAUAAUUUGUAUUGUGUGUUGGUUUCUUACCCAAAUAGUCAUCAUGAUCUGGAGAACUGUGAGCAGGUUGCCAGGCAGUAAUAGUACACAGUCCAGCAUAUACAGACCUGGGGUAGAUGAUGGCUUGUGGUGUUGUUUGCUGGUGCCUCUAACAGUUUUAGGAGGAAUUACAAGAGUCUACAAAACACAAAAAGAAAGCCAUUCACUAGAUGCUGCUACCCUUUCAAAUGACCUUGUGUUUUCCUUGAUAUCGUCGACAACAGUUUUAUCGAGUUCAAGACAUCCUUGUUUGGCCUUCACCUUGGUCUGGUUGUUACCGUUAUCUGUCAGGUUGGAACCUGUGAAUAUAGUCCUGUUGGUUUUGCUCUGUCUCUCGUCACACCUGUGUGUACGUAGAAUACCUGUGAUUCUCCCCAAGAGUUUCUCAGUUGGUGAGAUAGUGGUGCUUGUUCAACUUGUCUCACUGAUAACAUGGAGGAGUGUAUCCUGUCUCAGACACUUGUUAAUGGGAAACAACACCGAGCUUCCACAGGAUGUGAGUGUUGUUGCAGUGAUUGGUUUCUUCAGUGCAGCCAUGGCAACAACUGCAGCUCUUUAUUUUUACAACAAUAGACAACCAUUGUUUUUCUUUGUGACGUAUGGAGUUGUGGCCCUUGUUCUUGCUUUCCCAGCACUCUACUUGUAUUUGAAGAUGGACCCUAUUUCGUGGAUUCUAAUAUAUUUAUUUACUAAACAAAAAAGAAUAUUUUUAUUACUUUACUGGCUGGUUUGCAGUGUCACAGCUGUAGCCGUUGUCUGGAUAACAAAGUUUGAUGACAACAGACGUAUUUCACGGAUGAUACAGACAGAUUCCCAUCCUUUAAACUAUAUUCAUAUCAAAAACAUUGCACCAAGAACGCAAGUUGAAUCCCGUCAUUCGACUGUGAUCCGCAAGUACUUCCACUUCCUGGCCCUGGGUGUGUAUGCCCCGGGUCUUAUACUGGAUGUCAGCUUCCUGUUCCUGGGAUCAGUCGUGGCACUAGUUGUUCUUGUUCUUCUAGAGGCUAUUCGGGUGGCGAAAGUACCCCCACUAGGACCAGUCCUGGACGAGGCGUUCCGCUUGUUUGUGGAUGAGAAGGAUGCUGGGAAGUGUAUCUUCACUCACAUCUACCUCUUGCUGGGGUUAUCUGCCCCUAUCUGGAUCUCAUACAGUAUUUGUAACACAGUGUCACUCCUUCCACUAUAUAGUGGAGUGCUCUCCCUUGCAGUUGGAGAUACGGCAGCUUCUGUUGGUGGAUCUUUGUUUGGGCGUCACAAGUGGCCUGGCACAAAGAAAACGAUAGAAGGAACACUUUGUUGUGUGCUCAGUCAGCUGGCAUUCCUCUUCCUAUUGGCUCUACUCGGCAUACUGGCACUUCCAAAUGUGUUAUUCCUGACAAUAGCUGUGAUCCUGGUAUCCUGUUAUGAAGCGUUCACUCUACAAAUUGACAAUCUAGUCCUACCUCUGCUUACAUUUGCAUUGUUGUCAGUUUUAUGACAUGCUACAGAUGUACAGUUAAACCUGUCUUAAGUAGCCACACAAAGUAGUAGACAAAAUCGACCACUUAAGACAGGUGGCUGAUGAUUACAGGUUGAAUAUUUAUUGUUGUUUUAUUCUUUUAUUGUCUGUAUUGUUAAAUAAUGGACAUGUGCUCUAUUGUUUAUUAUAAAUCAUCCUGACUCUACCUCUCCCCCCCCCUCCCCCCACCCAUAAACAUAGGUAACAACAUUUCUAGACCCCUCCCUGCUAAACUGUCUGCACAUGCAGUAUGCUUAUUAUAUAAUUAUGUAAACUAAGAUAAUGUGUGUCUUCUCCAAUGUAAUAUACAGUAAUUUAAACGUGCCCUCUGCUGUCAUAUACAAAUAUAUAAACAUGGUGUGUUCCCUUUCCAGUAUUCAAUAUACAGUAAUUUAAAUGUGCAUGCCCUUUUCAGUGUCAAAAAUGUUAAUUUUUCUUGUGAAAUGUAACAGUUUUACCUUGAAUUAAAUACUCCUACUAUU
Gigantopelta aegis is the source of this 2285-nucleotide messenger RNA. Its product is annotated as dolichol kinase-like. Gene Ontology annotation, molecular function: dolichol kinase activity. Gene Ontology annotation, biological process: dolichyl monophosphate biosynthetic process. Gene Ontology annotation, cellular component: endoplasmic reticulum membrane. NCBI's taxonomy places the organism in Eukaryota, Metazoa, Mollusca, Gastropoda, Neomphalida, Peltospiridae. The coding region runs from base 148 to 1782 and encodes 544 amino acids. The record is from RefSeq and is a predicted model, not a curated record. The transcript is spliced from 13 exons.